This is a messenger RNA of Eupeodes corollae, 5851 nucleotides long. RefSeq lists its product as uncharacterized. The transcript is spliced from 2 exons. The record is from RefSeq and is a predicted model, not a curated record. Lineage: Eukaryota; Metazoa; Arthropoda; Insecta; Diptera; Syrphidae. Bases 341 to 5851 code for a protein of 1836 amino acids. Gene Ontology annotation, molecular function: nucleic acid binding. Gene Ontology annotation, biological process: DNA integration.
GAGCCAUAAACUCUCCAGUACUAAAAACUAUUUGUUUAAUUACUCUGGCAAUACCGCGCCACAAGAAUAGCUAAAACAAAGAAAAAUGAAAAAAGGCUCGAGAAUUUUCCUCGCCAUGUACCUAACCUAAGUUUUAAUGAGAAAAAGGUACAGUCGGAUGGCGGCAGUUUAAAAAUUAAGAUAUUCAUACCUAUAAAAUAAAAACAAAUUGAAUUAUUUUGGACAAACACGGUUUUUGUUUUGGGAGAAAUUUGGUUAAUUUUGCACCAGAGUCUGCGCGCCGACAUAUUUUUAUUUUAUAGUUGGUGCUAAUUAAAAUUGCACCACGAAGACUCCAAUUAUGUUAACCGACAUGGAACACAGCUGUGCUUCAACGAAGUGUGAUUUGCCCGAUGACGAUGAGAUGGUUUCGUGUGAAACAUGCCGAAGGUGGUGGCAUUACAAGUGUGCGGAUUUUAACCCUACUUUAUUUGACACUGCUACUCCUUGGUUUUGUCGUAGAGAUGAUUGCGAUGAAAUUGGAAGUCAAAGUAAGGAAGAGAAUACACACACUGCAGGUGCCACGGCAAGUAAUACUCAAAAUGAUGUUUUAGCUGCUGUGGAUGGAUUGAUUGAGGCGGCUAGGGUGGCCCAAACGAUCGUUGACAUGAGAGACCAGGAAAUCGCUUCUCUGAAAGCAGAAAUGGACACGCUGAAAGCGCAGUUGGUUGCAACAUCGUCAGUUGCAAGGCAAGAAGCUAGUUCUGCUCAUUCUGCAGAUUUGAAAAGGCUUGCUAGUGAGAGGCUCGAAGCGAUUCGACAAAUUGAUUGCAGACACAAGCAAAUGGUAGGUCCUGCUGCUGCCCACUCAACUCCUCUGUCGGGGCAGAAAGACUGCAAUGUUAAAUUGCAAGAUGCGUCAAAAGACAGUUCGUGCCAUCAGUCAGAUAUGGCGAAUUUAUUGACGAUCUUGAACCGCAGUCAAGUCCAGGAGUUGCCCUCUUUUUCGGGGCAUGAUAAUAAAGAAUGGCCGUAUUUUGAAUCGGUAUUCAUAUCAACAACAGUUGAAGGCAACUACAGUGCCAAAGAAAAUGUUGCUCGUCUAAGAAAGGCACUAAAAGGCGAAGUUUACAAUCUGGUGAGCGAUCGUCUAAGGUAUUCUACUGAUGCAAACGCCGUGAUGGACUCAUUACGUGCGAUUUAUGGGAGAGCAGAUGUUUUAGUGCACAGUCUCACUACGAAUCUGCUUAAGUUGCCGUCGUUGAGCUCACCGAGUGAUACAAAACUGCGUCAAUGGGCUGUGGUUCUAAAUGGUUUUGUUGCGGACAUCAAGUCGAUGGAUUUAAGUAAGGAACUAGACAACAAUUAUAUUCUGACAGAUCUAGCAAGUAGGUUGUCUCCUGGACAAUACCACGACUGGCAAAAACGAAAAUCCAAGAAGACGCACUCGAAUUUAGAAGAUUUCGCAGUUUUUCUCACUGAGAAACUAUACGACUUGCCACCAGAGUUAUCCAAAGCAACAAAGCAGUUAUCGUUAGACAAAGCAAGCGCCUCCAGUUCAUCACGGAAGGUCCUGACUCACCAACCAGUUAUACAGAGUGAAGAAAAAUGUGUUAAAUGUGAAAAAGCCAAACACACUUUAAGUGAAUGUGAAGAAUUUAAAGCUUUGUCUUUAGACGAUAGGUUCACAUUUGCUAAGAGCAAGGCUAUUUGCUUUAGAUGCUUAAAAUUAUCACCACAUAGAUGGAAAAACUGUUCACAAAAGAAGUUGUGUGGUAUCGAGGGCUGCUCGAAAAAUCAUCAUCCGUUACUUCAUCCGUCAACAACGAAGCCAACCUUGAAUUCAUCGGCACAUCCUUUCGUUCCACCGUCGCAAAUUCAUUCGUCACAUCUAGAACCUAAAGCUCCAGUUAUGUUCAAAGUUGUUCCCGUUCGUUUAUUUGGGAACAAUAAUAAAUCUUUAGACACAUUUGCCUUUUUGGACGAUGGCUCAUCCAUUACGAUGGUGGAAAAAGAUGUUUUUGAUCUUUUGGACUUGAGAGGUGAACCAGAGCAGCUUACACUCCAGUGGACAAAGGGCGUUUCCAGAACUGAGGACUCUUUGCGUACAAAUUUACAUGUUUCUGGCAUAAAUAAACGUAAACGACAUUUGCUAAGGGACAUUUAUUCAGUGAAGAAUCUGGAACUGCCACACCAGAGUGUUGACGUUGCCGCUUUAAAGCAAAAGUUCUUGCAUCUAAGAGAUUUGCCGUUACCGAAUCUAAAUGAUGCAAGGCCGAAAAUAUUACUGGGGUUAGAUCAAGCUAAGCUUCUUGUGGGCAGCCGUCAGCGAUCUGGUAAAGAUGAUGAACCACAUGCGAUGAAGACUCUCCUAGGUUGGACCGUCUUUGGUACAACAAAGAUGGAAUCCAGCGUAUCCUGUAUUGGCCCUUCAAGAAUAGCUUCGAUUUCUUACUUUCAUGGAAUUAGCAAGCAAGAUGAAGAACUUCAUGAUAUAGUAAAACGUCAUUUCUCAACCGAGGAGUUUGGGGUUCGGCCUCCUAGCGAAAAUUUUGUUAGCCAACUUGACGCUCGGGCAUUAGAGGUGAUGAAGCGCACCCUGCGCUAUGUUGACGAUCACUACGAGAUUGGUUUGCUAUGGGCUUCCGAUGACGUUAAACUUCCUGAUAGCUACCCCAUGGCUGAAAAAAGACUUAUUACUUUUGAGAAGUCUUUGUUGAAGAGACCUGAGCUGUUGAAGUGGAUGAACCAAUACAUAAAAGAUUUAUUAUCCAAAGGUUACGCUAGGAUAGUUUCAGAUGAAGAGCUGUGUCAAGAGCAUCCGAGAGUUUGGUACACACCUACAUUUGUGGUUGUGAAUCAAAAUAAACAUCCACCGAAGCCAAGAGUUGUUGCUGACGUCGCUGCGAAGGUGAAUGGAGUUUCAUUGAACUCGCAUUUAUUGAAGGGUCCAGACAACUUGGUACCUCUCCACGCUGGGCUGUUCAAAUUUCGCGAACGAAAAGUUGCUGUAAAUGCGGAUGUUCGAGAGAUGUUCCACCGCAUUAAGAUUUGUGAAGCGGACCAGCAUUGUCAGAGGUUUCUUUGGCGAGAUGGCGAUGUUUCUAGAAGGCCAGCAGUCUACAUUAUGCAGGUCAUGAUGUUUGGACCUUCCUGCUCUCCCACAUCUGCACAAUUUGUGAAAAAUCAUCAUGCGAACCUCUAUAAGCAGCAGUGUCCGGAGGCAGUUGAUGGGCUUGUUAACCGAACGUAUGUUGACGACUACUUUAAUAGUCACGACACGGUUGAAGAAGCUGUUGCUGUUAGCAAAGAUGCCAUUGAAAUCUGUAAGGCAAUGAACUUCGAGCUGGUGGGAUUUCAAUCGAAUAGUCGUGCGUUUUUGGACCAGAUUCCUGAAUCGAAUAUAAAAGCAAGCCUGGUGAGUAUCGAUCCUAAUGAGUCCGAGAGUUACGUCACAAAGAUUUUGGGAAUGUUAUGGCAGCCUUCCUCUGAUUAUCUGAUUUAUAAGCUCUACGAUGAAGAGUUUUUAAAGAAGAUGUCGGAUUCAAAUGCUAAUAUAUCCAAACGAGAAAUAUUAAGAACGAUUAUGAGAGUUUUCGACCCCCUUGGUCUUAUUUCCUGUAUCAUCAUCAGAGGGCGAUUUAUUUUGCAAGAGAUCUGGCGCGAAGGCUUCAAUUGGGACGAGCAGAUAUCCUAUGUGUUGCGACAGCAGUGGCUGAAUUUCAUAAGAAUCUUGCGACAAAUAGAGGAAAUCAAGAUUCCUCGUGCCUAUACGACAUUGAACCCGGGUUACUCAAGGAUCAGUUUGGUCGUUUUUGUGGAUGCUUCGGAGAAGGCAUUUGCUGCUGUAUCAUAUUGGCGCUUCGAGCAUAAUGAAGCAGUCGAAGUGGCAAUUGCCAUGGCUAAGGCGAAGGUUGCUCCGGUUAAAAGACUGUCAGUACCUCGCUUAGAGUUACAGGCGGCUGUGCUUGGGGUGCGGAUUGCGAAAACUGUGAGAAGUUCUCACUCAAUUCGAGCUAAUGACAUAAUCUUUAUGUCCGAUUCUAAGACGGUGCUCUCAUGGAUUAGUUCUUCCACCUUCAAAUUCCCAAGUUUCGUUGCUGUUCGUGUUGGAGAAAUUUUAGAAACUACUAAUCCGCAUCAGUGGUGGUUCGUAAGAUCUGCGGAUAAUGUUGCGGAUGACGGAACCAGAUGGUGCGACAAUGCAGAAAGCUCUAAUAACUCGAGAUGGUUUGCAGGACCCGAAUUUUUGAAGCUUCCCCAAGUUGAUUGGCCAGUUACGCCAGGGAAAAUUAUCGCUAAUGCAAAUAAGGUAAGCACAAUUGAUUUAUCUAAAUUCCCAGUAAAUUUGCAUAGACAUCAACCAAUAUCAUUUAAAAUAUUUGAUGAGUUAAAACCAAGAUUUCGAGCUAGAUGGUUUUCGGCAGUCAGAGUAGUGGCACUAUUACUUCGUUUUAAAGACUUGUUGAGUAAAAAGGGAAUUGAAACAGAGCCUUUCGCAACACCUUCAGAAAUUGUAAGAGCUCAGGACUGGUUAUUUCGGAAAAUCCAGCAAGAUGCCUUUUCGGAUGAAAUUACUUGUCUGCAAGCUAAUCGAAGUCCGUUUAUCGAUGAUGAGGGUACUAUGCGACUAGGCUCGAGAAUACAGAAAGCAAAUAUUUCAUACGCAGCACGGAAUCCUGCCAUACUGCCGAAACACCAUCCGCUAGUGGAGUUAUUAGUUCAGCACCACCAUGAAGCUAACAAUCACGUUGCAACGGCCACGACGAUUUCAGACAUCAGGGAAAGAGCUUGGGUUAUAAGCAUUCGUUCGACAGUGGCACGAGUCCAAUCAAAGUGUUUUAUGUGCAAAAGACUCAAGGCUAAGGCAGUAACACCAUUUAUGGGUCAAUUGCCUGAAGGUCGGUUAGCCUUUGAGUUGAGACCUUUUACCCAUGUAGGGGUAGACUGUUUCGGUCCCAUGCAUGUUAAAUAUGGAAGAGGCACAGUUAAACGAUUUGGGAUGAUUUUUACUUGUUUGAGUUUCCGUGCCGUCCACAUUGAGGUGCUCAAUGAUCUCUCUAUGGACCAGUGUUAUAUGGCUGUUCGUCGAUUUCUCAUCAUUCGUGUAGUCACCAAAUUCAUCUAUAGCGAUAAUGGCCUUAACUUCGUCGGCACAAAGAACCGCCUAGAUAAAGAUGUAAAGGAGAUGGAGGCUGCUCUCGGUGAGUACUGCGCCAAGUACGAAGGGAUACUCUGGCGUUUCAUACCUGCAUAUUCACCGUGGAUGGGUGGAGCGUGGGAGCGCCUUAUUAAAUCCAUUAAAUCCAGCAUAGAAUUUACCUUAAGGGGAGUGACACCUCGAGAAGAUGUUCUUUUAAACGCGCUAUAUGAGGCACAGGGGCAGAUUAAUAGGAGGCCGCUAACUCAUAUACCCGUCGACCCGGAGGAUCCUCGACCACUUACACCAAACUCUAUACUUUUUGGAGAUGCCGAUCGGAAUUUAACCGCACCUGGAGUGUUUUCUGGCAAAGAUCAAUGGAGUAGGCUGUAUAGCCGUCGAGCGCAACACCUAAUGAGAGAAUUAACAAGGCGUUGGUACACAGAGUAUCUUCCUGAGCUGACGAGGCGUUCAAAAUGGUACACAAAAACAAAGCCAGUAGAGAUUGGAAGCAUUGUUCUUGUUAUUGAGCCGGGGGAAGUUCGAUCUGUUUGGAGGCUUGGCAGAGUGACAAACGUUUUUCCUGGUCCUGAUGGAAUUGUGCGGAUAGCUGAUGUUCGUCUGCCAAAUGGAAACAUUUUGGUGAAGAGGUCGGUUGGGAGGCUCGCUGUCUUGGAUCUGGAGUCUUCAGAUAGAGCUUCAGACGGGCCCCGGGAUGUCAUCGAGCCAUAA